This is a messenger RNA of Racocetra fulgida, 1830 nucleotides long. Lineage: Eukaryota; Fungi; Glomeromycota; Glomeromycetes; Diversisporales; Gigasporaceae. The record is from the annotation of a GenBank genome assembly.
AUGGGAUUAAGUCACUCUUCAACUUAUCAUUCUUCUCAUAUAAGGAGUGUGACGGAAUCUGGUCCGGUUAUUGUCAAACCACAUUCAGAAAUAUACCCGCGUUUGCCAAUUGAAGAUUUCAUGGGCUGUGACAAUGAAACAUACAGCCCACAAUUCGAAUUGUUUGUUCAAAGUUGUCAAGCGAUGUAUGAUCGUCACCACACCGAUAUGCGAUCGUAUUACCAGGUGGCUGGAAUCCAUUCACUACCUUGGACACCUUAUGAUGGAGUUACUGGUGGUAUUCAUGAAUAUAAAAAUGAGACCGAUUGGGUAACAGGUCGUUGGGGUGGAUAUUGUCAUCAUGCAGAUGUCUUGUUUGGACCAUGGCACCGACCUUAUAUACUAUUAAUGGAAUCGUUAUUAAUUAAUGAAGCAAAGAAAAUUGCUUUACAAUACCCUGAUAACGAAAGAGAAAAGUACGUUGAAGCAGCAAAUCAAUUUCGCUUUCCCUAUUGGGAUUGGGCUGAUGAAAAGGCAAUAAAUGGCCUGCCGGAUGUAUUCAUAGUAGCUGAACUCGAAAUAAGAACACCAAAAGGCAAGAAAAAAGUCAAAAAUCCGUUAAAAAGUUAUACAUUACCUGUAGAUCUUUCAUUUCCCCUUGGAAAAGGUUAUAACCCAACUGAUAAACCUCAUUAUAAAAUACCAACUAUAAAUUAUAAUCCAUUUACACCCGCCGGUUAUUCUACUGUGAGAUAUCCUAACGCUAACUAUGAAGAUCAAUAUGAUAUGAUGAAUCGAAAUAUCUCUAUGUUUGUUUCUACGUUACUUAGACCAAUAGUUUAUCAAAUAUUACAGAUUAAUAAUUACCUACAAAUUAGCAAUUAUGCUUUAAGAUCAGACGGUACAGAAAUGGAAGGUUUUUGGCCAGCUCAUCCGGUUUCUUUAGUAAUAGUUGGAUCUUCACAUUAUGCAUCUAUUGAAGUACCCCAUUUUAUCGUUCAUUUAGCAAUCGGUGGUCCUGGUGGUCAUUUUACAUAUGCAGAUAUAAAUGGAUUUGAUCCAAUAUUCUUUUUUCAUCAUACCGCCGUAGAUCGUUUACUUGCACUUUGGCAAGCAAUACAUCCUGAUAGUUGGGUUACGGAAAAUGUUAGUAUUAACGGAACUUAUACAGAAGAACUAUACACAGUGGUAAAUGAAUAUACAGACCUAACACCAUUCCGUAAAUCAAAAACAGAAUUUUGGAAAUCUUCAACUGUUCGAGAUAUAGAAAAACUUGGAUAUACUUAUCCUGAAUUGGUGAAAUUUAAAGGUCAAGAUCCAAGAGAAUUACAAGCAUAUCUUCUUAAAUUCUAUAAACCUGAUCCUCAUUAUGCACGCAGAUUUUUCGCAAAAUUAAUUAUAGAAGCAGGUAAAUUAGUUGGACCGUACGUUAUUAGAGUCUUCGUUGACAUGAAAGGCGCAUCUGUCGAAACACCAAUAACUUCGCCUCAUUUUGCUGGCUUAGUUGCCAUGUGGCAUAGACCUAACCCUUACCAAAUUAAUGGUACUACUUAUGUCAUAGGAAGUGUUGAUAUUACAGCAGCUAUGGAACGAUUGGGAAUACGAAUGGAAACAAUAAAUUCAAGGUCAUUUGUUGAUGUCAAUCCUACUACUGGCUUGUUAAAUUCAAAUGCAAUUUUUGAUGUUAAUAAUGAUAUCAACGUAGUUCCUUGUUAUCUGAACGGAACAGGAGUUAGUCCGAAGGAAGCUGGUGUUAAUAAGGUUGAAGUUUAUUCAUUCAUACAUGAUAAAGUGGACCCAGAUUUCUUGGUCGAAGAUAGUGGUCAGCAUCAUUACACUAAUAUAUUUUAA